UAUUAAUAUUUGGCGAACGUGGAAUAUUCUUUAGUAUUUUUAUUUAAAUUGUAUAUAUAUGUGGUGUUAAGUACGUUAAGUAAAUUAUCGAACCGAAGAAAAAAACAAGUUUGUGAAUGAUCUUGGUUUGUUGUUUACAUUCUUCGUAGUUGCUUUGAUUUGACUAAAAACGUUAUUCUUGUGUGUUUUUGGAUUUCUGAGAUAAACAAUAAUUUAAAAAGUUUAUAUUGUAUUCAAGAUUUGAGCGUUUGAAGAAAUUUAAUGAAGAAUAUUACGUCGGGUUCACGAAAGGUGAUUUGUCAUCUUUGAAAAUAAGAUCCACCAGUCUGGCAAGAUAAACAAAGAUUCUUUAUUGGAGCCAUUUCAGUUGUCUGAUAAGAAAAGUGGUCGUUUUAAAUGAAUCUACCACUGACUUUACACUUGAAGAAAAUUAGUCAUGAGUCAGAAAACUAGAAAGAAAUUAACAUUGCGAUGUUACAGCUAGGCUAAGUUGUAGCCUAGUAAUUGUAUGUAGCAAAGAAUGUAAAAUAUAUUCAAAUAUAAUCAUAUCACCAAACAUAUCCUUAAUAUAUCAAUAUCAAGCAACGUGAACAUAUUUCCUUUGUUGAUGCUAGUCAUCUAUUUGUGAUUAUAGAUAGUAAAUAAUUUGCUCAAAAUUUAUUUUAAAUAUUUCCUAUUAUAAAUAGCUUUAUUUAAAAAAGGCGUUCAUACAUUGAAGAAUAAGUGAAAAUUUAAUAAUAAAAAAUAAAUUGGAGAUAAAAUAGUCAAGAGAAAUAUAGCCAAUAUGAAAUACUACAGCAUGUUCUUUCUUAGAAGAAGAACGUGGAUAUUAAAAGCUGUUCUAAUUUUGACUGCCCUCUGGUUUAUGAUUGCUUUAUUGACUACUAAUGGUGGUACGCGAAAUGCUAUCGGAGCACCCAAUAUUGAAUAUGAAGACGCAGAAGCUAAACCUCUUAAAAUGGCAAAGCCCACUUCAACGAAAAAGAAAAGUGAUCCAUAUAGCAACAACUUGUCUGACGCUCGAGUCAAUUGGAUGGGUCGGAUCGCGGGGAACGAAGGGUUAGGAGUAAUUGCUGCUCCUGGUUCGGACAACGCACCAGGCGAACUGGGAAAACCAGUCGUUCUGCCAUCUAAUAUGAGUGAGGAUGCAAAACUAGCGGUGUCCGAGGGAUGGAAAAAAAACGCCUUCAAUCAGUACGCCAGCGACUUAAUAUCGAUUAGACGGACACUACCCGACCCUAGGGACGAGUGGUGUAAGCAACCUGGUCGCUACUUAGAAGAUCUUCCGCAAACAUCUGUUGUUAUAUGUUUUCACAAUGAGGCGUGGUCAGUGCUUCUCAGAACUGUUCAUUCAGUUAUAGACAGAUCUCCUGCACAUUUAAUAAAAGAGAUUAUUCUCGUCGACGACUUUUCUGAUAUGCCACACUUGAUGCAACAACUCGAUGAUUAUAUGUCCUCGUUGCCGAAGGUUAGGAUAGUGAGAGCAACUCAACGCGAGGGUCUCAUUAGAGCGAGGCUGCUAGGUGCUAAGUACGUCACAGCACCAGUACUAACAUAUCUCGAUAGCCAUUGCGAAUGUACUGAGGGUUGGCUAGAACCACUUUUAGAUAGAAUUGCUCGCAACAAAACAAAUGUAGUGUGUCCUGUUAUCGACGUAAUUGACGACAAUACACUCGAGUAUCACUACCGAGAUUCAACUUCAGUAAACGUUGGUGGUUUUGAUUGGAAUCUACAAUUCAAUUGGCACCCGGUACCCGCAAGGGAGCGAGCUCGACACAAACAUACCGCUGAACCAGUAUGGUCUCCAACUAUGGCUGGUGGUCUCUUUGCUAUAGAUAAAGAGUUUUUUGAAAGACUUGGAACUUACGACAGUGGAUUUGACAUAUGGGGUGGAGAGAAUUUGGAACUGUCAUUCAAAACGUGGAUGUGCGGUGGCACUCUCGAAAUAGUUCCUUGCUCGCAUGUCGGUCAUAUAUUUAGAAAACGAUCGCCAUACAAGUGGAGGACCGGAGUUAAUGUUCUCAAGAAAAAUUCCGUCCGAUUAGCUGAAGUGUGGUUGGACGAUUAUUCAAAAUAUUAUUAUCAGCGGGUUGGCAACGACAAGGGUGAUUACGGUGAUAUUAGUGGUAGGAAGGAAUUAAGAGAAAAACUUAAGUGUAAAUCAUUCGAUUGGUACUUAAAGAACAUUUACCCAGAACUGUUCAUACCGGGAGAAUCCGUAGCCCACGGAGAGAUUCGAAAUAUCGGCUUCGAAAGGACAUGUCUGGACUCUCCGACGCGGAAGUCCGAUCAUCAUAAGCCAGUAGGACUAUACCCGUGUCAUCGGCAAGGAGGAAAUCAGUACUGGAUGUAUUCGAAGAAUGGCGAGAUCCGUCGCGAUGAGACUUGCCUCGACUAUUCGGGUCACGAUGUUGUUUUGUACCCCUGUCAUGGGGCCAAGGGUAAUCAAUUAUGGCUGUAUGACCCCACUACGAAGCUAAUAAAACACGGCUCUAGUGAAAAAUGUAUGGCGAUAUCGCGGAAGAAGGACAAGAUUGUAAUGGAAACGUGCAACGAAAGGGAGAAUAGGCAACAGUGGAAUAUGGAAAACUUUAAUGCUGACAGACUCAGUCCCGAACUGACGGCUGAGUAGCCGGAGGCCUAUGACGAAGUACUGUUCAUAUGAACGGACUGAAAGACAGUUAUUGUGAGAGUGUUAUAUGUUGAACACGUGCUUCAGAGUCUACGUGCGUUGAUGUAAUUAAUGAAAAUUCUACCGACGUUGAACUGUUAGAGGAGUCCGUUUUUUUUUUGUUCCUUUAGUAUACUUCAUCUCGGCCUAAUCUAUUUAGUUAGGUUUUAUGGAAUUUUAAUUUCUGUUAAUUUUUAACUUCUUCUCAUAUAAAUAAAUUUUAUCCAUCCCUUACAUGAUUUUCAUUUGUAUCAAGAUCGUAAUAGUAUUCAGUAUGAAGUAUUAUAGGAGCUAGAAUUUAAUGUUUACUGUACAUAUCUCGAUGCAUAUAUCUUUGUAUUAAUUGAAUUUUAUUACCUUAUUGUAUUUUUAUGGAUCACGUUGGUGUGAUGAUCUAGUUUCGGUAUAGGUUAUCGUAAUUUUCAUAUCUUAGUUAGUAAAUCGUUCUAGUGAAGAAUAUAUACAUGAAGUAAUGUAGUUAAGUAUUCCAACAAUAAAAUAUCACAUCACUUAUAAGUAAUUAAUUUUGUAAAGGUGAGUUCUUAAGAUAUUCUCUAUGAUUGAUUGCUUAUAUUUUUAAUAUUUUCAAAUGACUGAUUUUUGUUUGUGUAUAUAUAUUUUUUUUAAUAUAUUGUAUUAUUUUUUGGAGUUCAUAGAAUAAUUAAAUUUAAUUAUUUUCAUAGGAAAAUUUAAAAUUUUUUAAUUGCUUACCGUUAUCAUAUAUGAUAAAAUUAAAGGGUUCCAACAGAGAACCCUGCGGAACACCAAGUCAAUAUAAGGUUAUUGGAGUAUAACUUUUUUCGUUUGUCAAUUAUUGCAUCACAUAUAUAUAUAAUAAUUUAUUAUAUUUCAUAUUGAAGCACUACAGAUAUUUACAUAUAUUUCUUUCUAUAACUAUGUCACUUAACUUUUUUAUUUUAUGACGUAAGUCACUGAUUUUUCAGAUGCUCUGUUUUUUGUUCUUUUAUUAGUCGUAAUAUUUUAAUGGUUUACCUUUUGACAAUAUUCAAUACAUUCCAGUUUGUGAUUUUAAACUUUUACAUAGUAAACUGCCAGUUCGAUAUGUUAGUGUAAGUUUGUAAAGAUUUUAGUAUAUAACACCUUUUAUUGCUCAAACAGCAAAGAGGUUCCAUACCAAUAAAGUAAAAAUUUAUGUGCCAGUAGUUUGAAUGUAUCGAUAAAUUUCCAUACAAAUGUAACAAAAAUUUUAAUUAACGCGUGAGUUGUAUUAUUAUCGUACUCUAUGUAAUAUUUUAGUGUACAUUAUAAUGGAAUACUGAGAGGCUGUUUUUAGUUGUAUAUAAGACGGUAUUAGGGAAAAUAAUAUAUUUUUGUUUGAAAUUUAUUUUAUCAGUAUAUGCCGAAAGGUAUGAUUAUCGUGAAGUUUUUUUUAUGUUGGAAAAUAUAUAUAUUGAAAUACUACCUGUAGCUUGAAAUUCAAAUAAAUGUGGCAAACUAAAAAGUCUAUAUGUAAAAAAGAUUAAUUCCUAACUUUUUUUCCAUUAGUAAUGUUUAUAACUAUAAACGUAAUAAUAGUUCUCGUUGGUUUAAGACGUUAAUGUGCCUUAUAUAUUUACGUAAAAUUGAUGUUAAAAUUUCUGUAAAUAAUGCAAUGUCUCCUGUAUAAAAUGCGUAAUGUUAGUUGAUAUAGAAUUUGUAAAAUAAAGCGUAUGUUGGAUUUGUA
This is a messenger RNA of Danaus plexippus (monarch butterfly), 4355 nucleotides long. RefSeq names its product putative polypeptide N-acetylgalactosaminyltransferase 9 (gene Pgant9). The coding region runs from base 785 to 2632 and encodes 615 amino acids. The record is from RefSeq and is a predicted model, not a curated record. Lineage: Eukaryota; Metazoa; Arthropoda; Insecta; Lepidoptera; Nymphalidae. Gene Ontology annotation, cellular component: Golgi apparatus. The transcript has 14 exons.